UUUUAAUAGACUCUCCAAGGCAUAAUGAAUAUAUAGAAAAGUAGUUUGUGAUUAAUGAUUGGUUAAAAAGUCAUUUAGUCUAUUUGUUUAUAUGUACAUAUAUCCUUCAUGUAACUUCUUGUACACCCCCUCCCUAUUUUCUAGUAAAUUUCAGUUUGAUAACCUGUAGUUAUAUAAGAUGAGUUUUAACCUUGUAUCCUUUCUAUGUGACUAUUCUGAUCACCACCAACCCUAAUGUAUCAUUCAUCUUCUUCUCUUUUUUUUUUUACUCUGGUAGAUAUAACAUUCUCACAAAACUUCUCAAGUUAAUCUAUUGAUUUAACUUAUCAAGCUUCAAUAAGUAUUUCAUUUUUAUUUCCCAACAGUCUUACUCCCGAAGGAUCAACUACACCAAUAUAUCUCAUUAUAUACAAUAAGCAAGUAAAUGAAUGAAUGAAUGAAUGAAUGAAUCUCUAAGGGUUUUAUUGGCCUAACAGUAUAAUUUCUUGUUCAUCUACUUGUUCAACUUCAUUGAUCGUUCAAAAAUAUUCAUAUAACUAUUACAUUCAAGAUUUGUGUUUUCCCUUGAGGUUUUUUUAUUUUAUUUUGUAGUUUAACUGAGAACCUAGUUACAAUUAAAUACAAUCUAUCUUUUGAGAAUAUACUUUUUAUAAAAAUCAAUCGAUUAUCAAUAUACAAAUCUAUCAAUGAUUGACCUAAUAAUCAAUAAAAUCAUUAUUUGGAUAAUUUAUUCAUUUAUCAGAGCGUGAAAUUAUUAAACAAUAUUGGAACAUAUAUAUAUUCAUCAAUCUAUCAUUUAUAAUUUACCCCUGAUCAAUAUCUAAAUCAAUAUUGUGUUCUCUCAAUGAAGUUUAACGACCUAACCAUAUUCAAUGAUCUCAUUAUUUAUACUCAUAAAUAUAAACAUAUAUAUAUCUAUAUACAGUGAUAUAUAUUUUGACAAAUCAAUUAAAGUAAACUUGAUCCAAUUUAUUGAUCAUUGGCAAUUAGGAUUCGUCUCCAUGGAAACAGGUAUUUGAAAGUAAUCAUUAUUCAUAGAAUAUAAUACAAUAAUUCAUUAUCAGUAUCUAAUGGCUACAACAAUGAGUUUAUCUAACUUAUCUACAAAUAUUGACUUAUCAUCAUCAUCAUCAUUACAUGGACAUGAUGGAACAAUCCAAGCAAAUAACCAUAAUAAUUCUUCAUUAGAUCAAUCAAUUACACCGCAAUUAUUUACUCAAUUAGGAACAAUAACCUCAUCGACAAUAUCACGUGAUCCUAGUGAAUUAUGUACCAAUCUAAAUAUGGUUGAUCGACAUAUAACAAAUCCUAAUUUCUCUUCAUUUAUUCAACAACAUUCACAAUAUUCUAUACCAAAUCAAUUAACAUCAAAUUCAUCAAAUUAUUUUACACAAUCUAAUACACAUUUAUCUACAACCAAUAGUGUUGAUAUGUUACAACAACAACAUCAUCAUCAUCAUCAACCGAUUCAUCAUCAACAACAACAUUCAGAAUUGAAACGUGAUCAUUAUGAAAUGUUAGAUAUGUCAACAGAUCCAACGAAUCAAUUUGGUUUAGUACGUUCAUGGAUAGCUCAACAACAACAGCAACAACAACAGCAGCAACAAAAUCGGCAGAAUAGUCUUAAUCAUCUUCAUCAUUCUAAUCCUCAUCAAAAUUCACCAGAAUGUUCUACUUCACCAUCGGAUCAAUCUAAUUUUCUAAUUAAUACACCUAAUCAAUCGCAUAGUUGUCUUAUGAAUUCACAAUCACAAAAUAAUAAUAAUAAUCCUAAUUUUAAUCAUAUUUUAUCUAUGUCACCUAAUUCCCUGAUUAAUCACAAUACAACUAAUAAUAAUAGUAAUGCUAAUAAUAGUACCAAUAAUGGUACUCGUAAUGGUUCAAUGGUUUCUGCAUAUUCUGCAGUUGCUGCAGUACAUCAUUUAACUCAAAUGAGUAAUCAAAUGGUUGGUGCAAUAAAUGGAAGUAAUAAUAAUCCUAAUAACAAUCCUGUCGGGUGUUUAUUUGAUAACACUGCCGGUUCAAUGAUUAAUAGUCAUUUUCCUUUCAAUAAUAGAGGAUUAUCAUCGAAUCAGAUAGUAACUCCUACAAGAUAUCCACAUUGUACACCACGAAUGGAAGUAGCAUGGGCUCGUUUCGAGAAACAACCACCAAAUAAUUUACGUAAAAGCAAUUUCUUUCAUUUUAUCAUUGCUUUAUAUGAUCAGAAUAGACAUCCAAUUGAAGUGGAACGUGCUGCAUUUAUUGAUUUUGUAGAGAAAGAUAAAGAACCGGAGGGUGAAAAAACCAAUAAUGGAAUUCAUUAUCGAAUACGUUUACUAUUUGCUAAUGGUGUUCAACAAGAUCAAGAUUUAUAUAUUCGAUUGGUGGAUUCAUCUACAAAACAACCUAUUGCCUAUGAAGGACAAGAUAAAAAUCCAGAAAUGUGUCGAGUACUACUUACACAUGAAGUGAUGUGUAGUCGAUGUUGUGAAAGAAAAAGUUGUGGUAAUCGAAAUGAAACACCAUCAGAUCCUGUCAUUUUAGAUAGACAUUUUCUUAAAUUCUUUAUGAAAUGUAAUCAGAACUGUUUAAAAAAUGCUGGUAAUCCACGUGAUAUGCGCCGAUUUCAAGUUGCAAUAUCAUCAACUCAUGCAAUUGAACGCAAACUACUCUGUAUAUCAGAUAAUAUGUUUGUGCAUAAUAAUUCAAAACAUGGACGUCGUAUUCGUCGAACAGACUCUAUUGAUGGUGUCUACUCAACUAUAAGUCCAGUGAUUAAAGCACUAAGUCCAAAUGAAGGAUGGGUUACAGGUGGUGAAACGAUUACUGUGAUUGGUGAGAAUUUUUUCCCCGGUCUACAAAUUGUUUUUGGAUCAACUGCUGUGUGGGGUGAACUGAUUACACCACAUGCUCUACGUGUUAGUACACCACCAAGACAUUUAUCUGGUGUUGUUGAAGUGACAUUAGCAUUUAAAAAUAAAACAUUCUGUAAAAAUAAUCCAGGCAGAUUUGCUUAUAUUGCAAUGACAGAUCCUACAAUUGAAUAUGGAUUUCAAAGGUUAUGCAAAAUUAUUCCACGUCAUCCAGGUGAUCCAGAACGUUUACCACGUGAAAUCAUCUUGAAACGUGCUGCAGAUUUGGCCGAAGCAUUAUAUACAAUGCCUAAUCGUGGUGGUAUUGGAUUUCGAUCACCACAUCUACAACUAGCUUCGCAAUCACUACAACCAACAUCAUCAUUAUCAUCCUCCUCUAUAUUUUGUGCUAAUCAAGGAGAAGCAGAAGAGGAAGCAGAAGAAGAAUGUCAUCAACAACAUUCACAACAUCUAACAGAUAAUAAUCAAAAUUUAAACAAUCGAUGUACGUCAUCUUCAAAUAACGUUAAUAAUAAUACUAGUCAUAUUUCAUUAUGUCCCAAUGUAUCCUCAGUGCAAAUGGGAUCAAUGAAUAGUUUUUUAGCAUUAACUGGUCAAAAUGGUAUUAAUUUUCAUCCAUAUGGAAUAACAACAUCAACGACAACGUCAGCAGCAACACCAUCCAUUCUAUCAAGUUUAGAAUUAAAUGAACAUCGUGACAGUUUAUCAGCUUUACAUGAUUCUAGAAUUAAUUUACAUAAAGCUUUUUAUACAUUUGAUAGAAAAGAUGUUGAUAAUGUAUUAUCGAGCGGUUAUUGUUGUUGUACUACAACUGGUACAUCAACAACUACAACAAUAGCGACAACUACAACAACAACACAUUUAAUCCAUUCCAGUUCUAAUUCAACAUCUAUUAUGAAUGAUGAUAUUAUUGGUAUAAAUCAAAGCAGUCCUGAAAGUGGUACAGUUAUCAGUAAUAAUAGUAGUAGUAGUAAUAGUAGUGGUGGUCUAGAAAGUAUACAAAGUGAUAUGAAUUGUUUAGAUAAUAUAAAUCAUAAUAAUUCUCCAACAAAUUCAAAUAAUGAUGAAUUACAUAAUUCAUUAAACUGUCAUCGCCAUCAUCAUCAACGACGACAGCAACAACAAUCACAUACACAUCGUCAAUCGCAAAUGAAUCUUCAUCGAGAUCAACAUGGAUUUGGUGUUGUUGUUGAAGAUGAUAAUGAAGAGGGUAAUACUACUACUACUACUACUACUAAUACUAAUAAUAGUAAUAAUGUUAAUAAUAAUAAUGAACAUUUAAAUAAUCAUAGAUCAUGUUUAACGUUAAAUAAUAAAAGAUUAAAACAAUCAAAUCCUUACACGGAAUCCCUCAACAACCAUCAUCAUCAUCAUCCUCCUCCUCCUCAUCAUCAUUAUCAUCCAUUGAAGAGAUUACGUUGUGAUUGGUCAAUAGAAGAGAAACAUCUAAAUGAAAGUGGUCAACAACAACAACACCAACAACAAGAAGGGAUAGAUAAUCUAAUAAAAAUACCAAAUCAUUCCUUUCAGACGAUCCCAUAUAAUAUAGCACCAUUUUUAAAGCAUAUUAAUAAUGAAAUGAAUUAUAAUGAAAAACAAUUCAAUUUCAUUCCAUCAAAUUUAUAUCCACCUUAUUCUAUAUCACAAGUAAAUAGAUUAGAUACAAAUCAUGUUACUAAUGAUAAUGAUAAUGAAACGAAUGAGUACAAUGAACAUAAAGUGAAAACAUGUAACAAUGUUGAACAAUCAAUUUGUCCACAAAUUACAUCUUAUUCAAAAUUUAAUAAAUCAUUUUCUAUCUAUGAACAUAGUAGAGAUCAUCAUCAGAUAUCUCUUUCAAAAUCAACUUGUAGACUACCAUCAAAUGACUUAAGUUCGAUGGUUGAAAAUAAAACAACAGAUGAUAAUUCAUGGUCUGGAUCAUCGUAUAACUUACAGAAUUUAUCAACAUCAUUAAUUUAUCUAGCAGAUAACUAUACAGAUCAUGAUAUAGAAUCAACAUCAUCUUUAUGUUCUACAUCAGAAACACCGUCUUCAAUAAAUAAUUCAAUUAAUACUUCCCCAUCAAUAUCAUCUGUUAAAACACGACCGAAUUCUAUACAAUCAUCUAAUCAUGAACAACAAAUUCAUUUAAUGCAAAGAGUAAAAUUAAAUGAAGCAUCAAAAUCUAUUAAUCAUAUGUUUCAUUCAACUCCAACAUUAUCUUCACCUUUAUCUUUAUCAGGUUCCAUCUCUUCCUCCUCAUCCUCCUCCUCCUCAUCAUCAUCAACGUCAUCGGCUACGACUAUUCAUGAAUCAAUGAUAAGUAAAGAAACUGUAGUGGAUUCUUCAAGUCCAAUUAUACAAUGGUCAAGAUAAUCAAGGAAUAAUCGUUAACCGGAUGGAAUGAUGAUAAAGUAUAUAUAGUUCAAAGGGAAGCUACAUUGCACAACAUUUCAUUCAUCUAUUACUAUUAUUAUUAUCCUCAUCGAAUACCCCCCCUUUUUCUUUUAAAAACGACAAACAAAUACUCUGGACAGAAUCAUCCAUCAACUGACUAACUUAUUCAUUCAUUAUUCAUAUGUGUGUGUGCGUGUGUGUGCAUGUGUGUGCGCGUGCAUGUGUGUUUGUAAUCAACUUAAUAUCCAGUCCAAUGUAUUCCUAUCAUUUCAAACCCCAACACUGAUAUCAACAAGAAAAUCAACGGUAUCUAAGCAAAAAUUUUAUCCAUACACAUUGACUUGUAGUAAAAAUUUUUUUAAAAAAAUCAAAAAAAUUUUUUUCUUUCAUAAUUAAUAUCAACAUAAUGAUCUUAAUUUAUUUUGGCUUUCAUUUGUACAGUGAAUGCAAACGAAUAAUUUUUAACAAAUUGUAAUCUUAUUUUACAAAUAUAAAUAUG
Molecule: messenger RNA, 5733 nt
Organism: Schistosoma rodhaini
Lineage: Eukaryota; Metazoa; Platyhelminthes; Trematoda; Strigeidida; Schistosomatidae
Source: the annotation of a GenBank genome assembly